Molecule: messenger RNA, 447 nt
Organism: Ruditapes philippinarum (Manila clam)
Lineage: Eukaryota; Metazoa; Mollusca; Bivalvia; Venerida; Veneridae
Exons: 1
Coding region: 1-447 (148 amino acids)
Source: RefSeq, a predicted model, not a curated record
AUGAUUCACCAAAAGCGCGCAACUGAACGUGAUUGCGAUAGUCUGCAAUGUCUACUGUUGUCCAAUAGGGACAUGAUGAGAAUUCCAGAUAUGCAAGUUUACCUUCUUGGUGCAACUUCAUAUCCAAGUUGCUCAGCCUAUGCGUUGAAAAGGACUGCUCAGCAUCACGCGCAAUUGUUUGAACAGAAAUUUGUGACAACAGUUAAACGAAACUUCUACGUUGACGAUUGUUUAAAAUCAGUAGACAAUGAACAGAACGUUAUUGAUUUAGUUCGUGAUCUGCAGUCGAUCAUGAAUAAAGGCGGUUUUCGACUUACUAAAUGGAUCACUAACAGCAGAACAGUUCUUUCCAUUAUUUCUGAUUUGAAUAUAAGAACAUCUGGUAACAGAAGGGUCAUCUACUAUUAUAGACCCUUCGAAGUGCAGCGAACUGGAAUUGAAUACUAG